Chenopodium quinoa (quinoa) is the source of this 471-nucleotide messenger RNA. RefSeq lists its product as uncharacterized. The transcript is spliced from 3 exons. Bases 1 to 471 code for a protein of 156 amino acids. The record is from RefSeq and is a predicted model, not a curated record. Lineage: Eukaryota; Viridiplantae; Streptophyta; Magnoliopsida; Caryophyllales; Amaranthaceae.
AUGAAGAACAAUAGGGUUCAAAUCAAGAAGAUUUAUGAUAAGAUCAGGGCUCAGGGUCCUAAAGUUUCCUGGAAAAGGAUCAUCUGUAAUAAUAAUGCAACCCCUAGGAGUGUUUUUGUCUUAUGGCUUGCCAAUUGGAAUAUGUUACUUACAAAGGAUAGAAUCCUCAAAUGGAAUCCUGUCUGUGACCCUGUUUGUUUGCUGUAUUUCAACCAUGAAGUUGACUGGGAAAUUAAAAACUAUAGAAGGUCGAAUUCUAACAGCAAGCUUCAUCUGACGUUUCUGGCAGAAGCUGUUUACAACAUUUGGAUCCAGAGAAACAAUACUAUGUUCAAUGGAAUCUGUGAGCCUGCUGAUAAUGUGUUCAGGAAUGUUUUGUUUCCUGAGUGUUUAGCUUUGAAGGCUAGUUGUGUUGUGGUUUGUUUGUUUUGUCCUGCUCCUCUGGUCUGGUUCAGCCCUCCUAGAGGGUAG